AAAAACAAAGUUUUCUAAAAAUGUCAUUAGUUGUAAAGAAAACUUUUGUAUUUGGAGAAAAGUCUAAAUUUUUAAAAGUUUAAAUCUUAUCACAACAUUUAAAAUGGAAUUGCCAAUACAAAUCUCAAAUGAAUUGGAAAAACGUAUAUCAGAUGCUUUUUGUAUAUUUGAUCAUCAUGGUGAUAAGACCAUCGAUGUACGAGAAGUGGGUACGGUAUUACGUUUUUUAGGUUGUGUGCCCACCGAACAGGAGAUCAAUGAAAUAAUAACUGCUACGGAAACAGAAGAUUCUAGUGGUGAAGUACAUUUAACAAAAUUCUUGCCACAUGUAACACAAUUGCUGGCAGAACAUAAAAUGGAACCGGCUGAACCGGAAAAACUAUUAGAAGCUUUUCAUGUUUUAGAUCCUGAAAAUCGUGGCACUCUAACACGAGAAUAUUUUGGUAAAUUAAUGAUGGAAGAGGGAGAACCUUUUACCCAAGAGGAGCUAGAUGAAAUGAUGGCCGUAGCCAUAGAUCCUUUAACUGGUCUUAUACCGUAUGAAUUUUAUUUAAAUCAAUUAAUGCACCGUCCGAAAAAUUCUAUUUAUGAUAUUGCGGAUAAAAUUAGAGCUGAAGCACAACAAAAAGCCACUGGCACUAGACAAUCUAUGAGAAAAUUUUAAAUACUAAACUAGUUUAUUGUAAAUAUUUCUUUGUAGGUUUAUCUUUAAAGCGUUGUGAGGAGAGAAAAUUUGAAAUAAAAAUUAUUCAGCGAAAAUUUAACAA
Lucilia cuprina (Australian sheep blowfly) is the source of this 767-nucleotide messenger RNA. Its product is annotated as dynein regulatory complex protein 8. The record is from RefSeq and is a predicted model, not a curated record. Gene Ontology annotation, molecular function: calcium ion binding. Bases 104 to 664 code for a protein of 186 amino acids. NCBI's taxonomy places the organism in Eukaryota, Metazoa, Arthropoda, Insecta, Diptera, Calliphoridae. The transcript has 4 exons.